Schizosaccharomyces octosporus yFS286 is the source of this 4269-nucleotide messenger RNA. RefSeq names its product oxoprolinase. Gene Ontology annotation, cellular component: cytosol. The record is from RefSeq and is a predicted model, not a curated record. Gene Ontology annotation, biological process: glutathione metabolic process. Bases 96 to 4046 code for a protein of 1316 amino acids. The transcript has a single exon. NCBI's taxonomy places the organism in Eukaryota, Fungi, Ascomycota, Schizosaccharomycetes, Schizosaccharomycetales, Schizosaccharomycetaceae. Gene Ontology annotation, molecular function: 5-oxoprolinase (ATP-hydrolyzing) activity.
CUAUAGGCAUACUAUUUGAAAACUGUUUGUUUAUUUAUCCAAAAUAAUUUUCUUGUUAAUUUUUUGAUUGCCAUUUUGGUUGCAAUAGAAUUAAAAUGAGUUUAAAAAUCCAUAUUGACCGCGGGGGUACGUUUACAGAUGUAAUCGCAACUGUAACAGAUAAUUCCCGGGAACCAAUUGUUACCAAACUACUUUCUGAAGAUCCAAACAACUAUAAGGAUGCUUCUAUUGAAGCUGUGCGACGUGUUUUAGAGAUUUACCAUGGUAAACGUAUUCCAAGGAAUGAGAAGUUAGACACUAGUUGCAUCAGUCAUCUUCGCUGCGGUACUACGGUUGCUACGAAUGCGUUGUUGGAACGUAAAGGAGAACGAUGUGCAUUUAUUACUACUAAAGGUUUUAAGGAUGGUCUUGUUAUUGGUAAUCAAUCCCGCCCUAAUAUUUUUGAAUUGGCUAUUCGUAGACCUGAUGUCUUAUACUCUAAAGUGGUUGAAAUCGAUGAACGUGUAACUUUGGAAGAUUUCGUAGAGGACCCAUCUGGUUGCAAAACAAAAAUCGAUGGUAAUAAUCCAAGUCUGGUGCUUGGCCGAUCUGGAGAAGCCGUCCGUAUUCUAAAGAAACUUGACGAAGAAUCAGUACGGAAAGACUUACAAAAGUUAAGAGAUGAAGGAUUCACUAGCAUUGCUGUUUGUUUAGCACACAGUUUCACCUAUCCAGAUCAUGAGAUUGCCGUAGGUAAACUAGCGAAAGAAUAUGGUUUUUCUCAUAUCAGUUUGUCUGCAGAACUAAUGCCUAUGAUCAAAUAUGUUCCUCGAGCUACUUCUGCAACUGCAGAUGCUUACCUGUCACCAGUCGUCCGUCGUUACUUGUCCGGAUUUCAGUCAGGCUUCUUACACGGGCUCAAAACCCAAGGCCACCCAGAAGGUGUCCGCUGCGAGUUUAUGCAAAGUGACGGUGGCCUAGCCGAUGUAAAUAAAUUUUCUGGUCUUCGAGCUAUAUUAUCUGGCCCCGCUGGCGGUGUCGUUGGAUUUGCUCUUACUUCAUAUGAUGAAAAUACAAAUAUUCCAGUCAUCGGAUUUGAUAUGGGUGGUACCUCUACUGAUGUAUCUCGUUACGGCGGCGCGUAUGAACAUGUCUUUGAAACUACUACGGCUGGCGUUACUAUUCAAUCUCCUCAACUAGAUAUCAACACUGUUGCUGCUGGUGGUGGCUCUAGAUUGUUUUGGAAAAACGGAUUAUUCGUAGUUGGUCCUGAGAGUGCUGGAGCGCAUCCUGGUCCUGUUUGCUAUAGAAAGGGUGGCUAUUUGACAGUUACGGAUGCCAAUCUACUUUUAGGAAGGCUCCUUCCUGAAUACUUUCCCAAAAUUUUUGGACCUACCGAGGAUCAACCUCUUGAUGUUGAAGCCACUCGUAAAAAGUUUGAAGAAUUAACUGAAGAAAUCAAUUCUGGCAUCUCAGAAUCUCAAAGGAUGAGUGCUGAUGAAGUUGCUUAUGGAUUUAUCAAAAUUGCUAACGAAACAAUGGCUCGGCCAAUUCGUGCAUUGACCGAAGCUAAAGGACAUGACAUUUCAAUUCACCGUUUAACAUCUUUUGGUGGUGCUGGCGGCCAGCAUUGUGUUGCUAUCGCUCAAUCUUUGGGUAUUUCUCAAGUUCUUGUGCAUAAGUACAGUUCUAUUCUCUCAGCAUACGGAAUGGCUUUGGCAGAUGUUGUUUCGGAGGCUCAAGAACCAGCUUCUUUUUCUCUUACUUCUGAAAUAAUCCCUGAAAUUGAAGAACGGUUUAGAAGAAUUAUGGGAAGUGCACAAAAAAGUUUGAAUGAACAAGGAUUUGCCAAUGAAAAUAUAUCCUAUGAACUUUUCUUAAAUCUUCGUUACCAAGGAACAGAUAGCCCAUUAAUGAUUAGCAAGCCAAACAAUUCUUGGGACUUUAAAGAAGCUUUUCUAGAAAGACAUCAACAAGAGUUUGGAUUUCUUUUUGAUAAAGAUAUAAUCAUUGAUGAUAUUCGCGUUCGCGCUUCUGGUAAAAGCUUCGAUCAUAAAGAACCCAGUGUUGAUGCCCAGUUAAAGGAUAUGAAAUUCGUAGAAGUUGAAGGAUCUGUAUCGUCUGGAAUUAAAAAGGUAUUCUUCGAUGGAAAACGUAUGGAUUGCCCCAUUUUCUUAUUGGAGAACUUGUCAAGCGGUGUUAAGAUUGCAGGACCCUCAAUCAUCGUAGACAAGACGCAGACUAUUGUGAUUCCUCCUGGAUCCAUUGCUCGCAUUCUUAAUUCUCAUGUGGUGAUAGAUAUUGUAUCGAAGGGAUCUAUCUCCGACGAUUCACUUGCUAAAACGGAAGACAUUGACCCUGUGUAUCUUUCCGUUUUAGGCUCUCGCUUCAUGGCUGUUGCUGAACAAAUGGGUCGUGCUCUUCAAAAAACAAGUGUUUCAACUAACGUGAAAGAACGGCUUGAUUAUUCUUGUGCUUUGUUCGACGCUAACGGAGAUUUGGUUGCAAACGCCCCACAUAUGCCAGUCCAUCUAGGAUCUAUGUCCACUUGCGUUCGUAAACAAGCAAUGAUAAACAAAGGAUCAUUAAAUCCUGGUGAUGUCUUGGUCACUAAUCAUCCCAGCUUUGGUGGAACUCAUUUGCCAGAUAUAACUACUAUAACUCCUUAUUUCGAAGAUGGUGAGAUUAUCUUCUAUGUCGCUUCUCGGGCCCAUCAUGCCGACAUUGGCGGUAUAUUGCCUGGUAGUAUGCCUUCAACUAGUAAGGAACUAUCAGAAGAAGGGGCCAGUAUAAAGAGUGAGAAGUUGGUUAUCAAUGGUGUUUUUCAAGAAGAAAAAAUGAUUGAUUUACUUUAUCAUGAUCCUGGAAAAGUGGAAGGUGGUUCUGGCACACGUUGUCUACGUGAUAAUUUGAAUGAUUUGAAAGCCCAAGUUGCUUCGAAUCAGAAAGGAAUUAAUCUCAUCACUAAUCUCAUUAAAGAAUAUGGUAAGAAUUCUGUCUUACGUUACAUGAAGGCAAUCCAGAAUAAUGCAGAAAUUUCUGUACGUAAGCUUUUAAUUGGAGUACGGAAAACAUUCGGACAGGACCUCGUUGCUGAAGAUUUUAUGGAUGACGGUUCUCGAAUUUCUUUGCGAAUCACAAUAGAUGAUAAAACGGGAGAUGCUAUCUUUGACUUUGAUGGCACGACUGAAGAAGUCUAUGGUAAUACGAAUGCUCCUGAAGCAGUUACUUACAGUGCUAUCAUUUAUUGUUUACGAGUACUAGUAUCCGAAAAUAUUCCUCUAAACCAAGGUUGCUUGUUACCAAUCAAAGUGCGGAUUCCUGACAAUUGUUUCCUUAAGCCUUCUGAAUCGGCAGCUGUGGUUGGCGGUAACGUUCUUACCUCUCAGAGAAUUACGGAUACAAUUUUAAAGGCUUUCCAAGCUUGCGCCGCUAGCCAAGGAGAUACAAAUAAUUUGACAUUCGGUAUUGGUGGUAGGAACCAUGAGACAGGGGAAAUUAUUCCUGGAUUUGGAUACUAUGAAACUAUAUGCGGUGGAUCUGGUGCAUGUGACGGGAUGGAUGGUACUUCUGGUGUUCAUACUCAUAUGACCAAUACCAGAAUCACUGAUUUAGAAGUCUUUGAGCGUCGGUAUCCUGUCAUCCUUAAAGAAUUCAGCAUCCGCAAAGAUUCUGGAGGUAAAGGAAAAUACAGAGGAGGUGAUGGUGUCAUCCGAGACAUCGAAUUCCGCAUUCCAGUUACAUUGUCAAUCUUAUCUGAGCGUCGAGCAUAUCAUCCUUACGGUAUGAAAGGAGGUGAAGAUGCCAAAUGUGGAAAGAAUAUUUGGGUUAAACGUUCGACAGAUGAAGAAGGCAAUUGCAAGAUACGAAGAAUCAACUUGGGCGGAAGGAACACAUGUCACAUAGGUGCCGGUGAUCACAUUGAAAUCCAUACACCUGGCGGUGGAGGAUACGGACCAGUGAACGAAAGGAUUGAAAAUGUGGAAUCAAAAAAAGAUGUGGAUAGUUUUGCCUUUCGGGCGAACGGAAGUCUAUCUCAACGACACUUUAUACAGCACACAAAUUAGUUAAGCUGGCUGGAGAAGAAAGGAAACAAGAAUAGAAUAGAUAUGACUUGUUUGUAUAUGUACAAGUAUAAGUUAGAAUGUACAGUUACAAAAGUUAGCAUAAGUUACGAAUAUGAUAUCACGUGUACGGGAAAGAGAAAUACAUGUUCAGAGGUACAAUAAGCAAUUUGUAAAAAGCUUGAUUUGAUUACUAAGGUAGUAGGAAUGGUGAGAAAUCGAAUUA